UACCACUGCCACUGGCGAGGCUGCAGCAAGCCUGAAUCCUUCGGCAACAAGCCCAAACUCACCCGACACAUCCACAGUCAUACCGGCCACAAGCCUCACGCAUGUCAGUACCCGGGCUGCGAACGAGCCUUCGUUACAAAGGAGCAACUGAAGAACCACGAGACCACACAUACCCGCACCAAGGAGCACAUCUGUCCCGUCUGCGGCAAAGGUUUCGCCGUCAAAACAGCCCUGACCUCGCACAUGAACACGCACAAGGGAACGAAACCAUACAUCUGCGACAUCUGCCACAAAGGUUUCGCGGAUAGUUCGAACCUCUCCAAGCAUAAA
Messenger RNA from Baudoinia panamericana UAMH 10762, 330 nucleotides. RefSeq lists its product as uncharacterized. Gene Ontology annotation, biological process: regulation of transcription by RNA polymerase II. The transcript has a single exon. Gene Ontology annotation, molecular function: RNA polymerase II cis-regulatory region sequence-specific DNA binding; DNA-binding transcription factor activity, RNA polymerase II-specific. The record is from RefSeq and is a predicted model, not a curated record. Gene Ontology annotation, cellular component: nucleus. Lineage: Eukaryota; Fungi; Ascomycota; Dothideomycetes; Mycosphaerellales; Teratosphaeriaceae. The annotation marks the transcript as partial.